AUGAUAAAUAUAUCCAAACGUGUAUUCAUAAAAAAUGAAACGUCUACAAAAGUAAUACCUUACUUGGCUAAACCAUUUCUAAACAUUAAUUUUUUAAAUAAUGAAGAAAAUCCAUUUUGGCUAGGAGACGAAUAUAUUAAAAAAGCAAAUAUAAUAUUUAAUUCUAAAAUUAUUGCACAUCCUGUGUAUGUAGCUCAAACAAUUCAUAAAUAUAAACCAUCAAAUAUUCCUCAAAUAGCUAUAUUUGGUCGUUCAAAUGUUGGAAAGUCCAGUUUAAUAAAUGCGUUACUGAAUUAUAGAGAAGUUUCACAAGCAUCCAAUACACCAGGAAGAACUCGGCAUUUAUUUAUUUUCAAUUUAUUAAAUUAUUUAUCUAUUGUGGAUUUACCUGGAUAUGGAUAUGCAAAAGUAUCAAAGGAAUUACGAAAUAACUGGUCUAUAUUAAUUGAAGAAUAUUUAAAUAGAGCAAAGAACUUAAAACGUGCUUUGUGUUUAAUUGAGUCCACUGAAUCUUUUAGUACUUAUGAUUUUAUUUUAUUAGAUAUGCUAAUAACAAAAAAAAUACCAUUCCAAAUUAUCAUAACUAAAAUUGACAAACUUAACAUCCUUUCUAUUAUUGAUAAUUAUAAAAAGAAAGUAAAAGUAUACAAUGAAAAUAAAAAUAAAAAUAAGAACUACAAUAAUUUGAAUUACGAAAUGUGUGACUUUAAUAUAAAUGAAUAUAUACAUAAUGUUUCAAGUUUAAAAUAUUUUGGAAUUCAGGAAUUACGAGCGAACAUCAGUUUAAUAGCGUUGGAUAACAUGAAUUCCAAAAACAAACGAAAAAAUGAUCAUUUGAAAUGA
Molecule: messenger RNA, 843 nt
Organism: Plasmodium gaboni
Lineage: Eukaryota; Apicomplexa; Aconoidasida; Haemosporida; Plasmodiidae
Product: putative GTP-binding protein
Exons: 6
Coding region: 1-843 (280 amino acids)
Molecular function (GO): GTP binding
Source: RefSeq, a predicted model, not a curated record